Messenger RNA from Adineta steineri, 627 nucleotides. Lineage: Eukaryota; Metazoa; Rotifera; Eurotatoria; Adinetida; Adinetidae. The record is from the annotation of a GenBank genome assembly.
AUGGGAUGUACACCAUCAAUUGGACCACCAGCAGCGAUAAAACCAGCUGAAAAUGGAGAAACAAAUAAUGAUUCAAUAUUUACUGCAGACGAAAAAUUAAAAUUAAAAGAAGUUUGGGUUACUGUCAAGCAAAAUAAUAUGAAAAAAUUAGGUGAUGAUAUUAUGGAUAGAGCCUUAAAAAAAAGUUCAACACUAUUAAUCUAUUGGCAAAAUUUUGCUAAUCUUGAUCCAAGUAAUAAUUUAACAUUUAGUGAAAAUGAAUCAGUGAUUAAUACUGAUGCAAUAGCAAGACAAGUGUACAGUCAACAUGGUUAUAAAAUUCUAGACAAAAUUGAUCAAUUAAUAAUGACAAUGGUCGCACGUACUGCUACAGCAAAUAAUAAUGAAACUGCUCUUAAUGAAUCAUUUCGUCGUGUAGCUGAAUCACAUUUAGAAUAUAAAAUUUCACAAAAUCAUGUAGAUGUUAUCUGUGAAUCAUUUCUUGAAAGUUUAAAAAAUUUAAUGUAUCAAAAUGGACAUGAAUGGACAAUAAAACAUGAAUUAACAUGGACAAAAUUGUUUACUUUAACAACAAAUAAAUUUUUAUCAUCAAUACCAUCAUCGACAACAAAAAAAACAAUAUCGUGA